AUGGAUGAUAGUUCAAAAGACAGCAAGCCCCUUGAAACCAAGGAGUCUGCUAUUAAUAAUGCUGAAGAUACCUCUUUCAUUUUGGGAAAUGGGAAGCUUGUAACUCCUCACAAGCCUGCAGCUGAAGUGACUCCUAAUCGUUGCACGUCAGAUGCUUUUCAAUCACCUUUGAACUUUUCCACAGUAACUGUGGAGCAAUUGGGAAUUACACCUGAAAGUUUUGUAAAGAACUCUUCAGGAAAGUCAUCAUCCUACCUUAAAAAAUCCAGACGACGCUCUACAGUUGGUGUUCGGGGCUCUCCGGAAACAAACCAUCUAAUUCGUUUCAUUGCCCAGCAGCGGAAUUUAAAGAAUGCUUCUUUGACCAAGAAUUCCCCUUGUCAGGGCAGCCCUGUUUUGUAUCGAAAUGUUCAUUCUUUAAGAGAACAAAUAUCUGCCUUCCAGUCAGCUUUUCACCCCAUAAAGGAAAACGAGAAAAUGACUGACUGUCCUGAAUUCUCAGAGAUGGAAGGAGAGUUCAAGAUCACAGGCUCAACCAAAAAGGAAAGUCUUGGUGAAUGUCAACAGUGUGAGUUCCCUGCAAACCUGUCAUCCAAGCGACAGAGAAUAUCCUCUCCGAGCAGCUCUGAUGGAAACCUAAGUGAUGCCUUUGGUCUCCAGAUACACAAUGUUGCUGCUUUUCCCAAUACAGAUAGACAGUGUGCUGUUGAAACUUCUGCAAAUCUCUCUGAGAAAUCUUCUGAAUCUGGUUUAAAUCUACAGUCUGGAUGUUUAGUUGGAGAGUAUCCUCUACUUUCAGAACUCACAGAGGCUUCAAGUGGAAUCCAGGUCGCUGACUCUGUAGAGGGCAAAAGAUCCAGCGAUGCUGUUUCAGUUGACAAAUUUACAGAAGUGAGUACAGACAUGGCUCCUGAAGCCAGGUCACUGGUUACUCCACUGUGCCAGAGGGACAUUCCAUCCUCUGAGACCUUUGUACUUCGUUCUGUGCUGAAGAAACCUUCUGCAAAGCUGUGUCUAGACAGCCUGCAGGAACACUGUGACAACCUCUGUGAUGGUGGGACUUAUCCAAGCUUAAUCUUAAAUCUUGCAAACUGUUGCAAAGAACGAAAAGCAGAAGGUCAAGAAAAUUGUACAGUACCAGACUCUCUAAAUAUGAGGAAGAGGAAGAGAGUUACUUUCGGAGACGACCUAAGCCCUGAAGUGUUUGAUGAAUCUUUGCCAGCAAACACUCCGUUGCGUAAAGGAGAAACACCGGUUCGUAAAAAGGAUUUAAGUACCCUCAGUCCCCUGCUACUUGAACAGUCCCCAGCUCCUGAGGGGUUACUUCAACCAAAUUUUGAUGACAAGGGAGAGAAUCUUGAAAACAUAGAACCUCUUCAGGUAUCAUUUGCAGGUCUCAGUCCUCUUAGUAAGUCUUCAGUCUCUGAGACUCUUUCAGGCACUGAAACCUUUGCCUCUUCAAAUAACCACGAGAAGAUAGCCUCCUGUAAAGUUGGUAGAGCAACGCGGACCUCUAACAGAAGAAGUCAGUUGAUCAGUUUUUCAGAAGAGAGUGUUUGCAACUUAUUUAAUACAGAAGCUCAGCCUUAUAAAGAAAAGAAAAUUAAUAAGAGGAAGUCUCAAGAAAGCAAUCGCGCAGACAGAGCACUUCCUAGAAAGAAUCAGGUUUUAAAAAGUUGCAGAAGGAAGAAAGCAAAGGGAAAGAAAAAAAGUGUUCAGAAGUCUUUAUACGGGGAAAGAGACAUUGCGUCUAAGAAGCCGCUCCUGAGCCCUAUUCCUGAGCUGCCCGAGGUAUCUGAGACGCCGCUGGUUCCAAGCAUCUGGAGGAUGUGUCCAGAUGAUUUCAGCUCCAAUGAUGAACUUGAAGAAGUGAAGCUUCCGAAGAGAAAUAAUAUUUUGCCUCAGAGCCCAGAGGACUGGCAGAUGAUUCGAGGCUUUAAUAAAUACGAUGUGUCUGAAUUCUGCAGCUCUGACAUGAAAAGUUCAUCAUCACUUAUUAAUGCUACUUUUGAGCAAGGUUCAAAUACAAGUACUAUAGAAAUUAAUGAAAACAAAAAUAUUCCAAAAGCAGCAAUUAAGUUGGAAAGUGAAAACGAACUAAAAACUGAGACUGAGAAUGAAAACAGCCAUAUUUCUUAUCCUUCUGUGACUGAAACACCCAUUGUAUCAGACAAUCCAAAACCUGAUUUUACCAUGCAGUCCCAAGAACUUUCUGCUGCUGGUCAAAAUAUGGAAAACCUUUUUCAAAUCUUUAAAAUCUCAGAAGAUAUAAACAUCAAAUGUGAAAACCAGGGUGACUUCUUAGUCGUUCCAGAAGGAAAACUGCAGACCAAGCAUUUCAUGCCCGACUCACAAAAAGAAUGUGAUUGUUCAGAAGAUGUCUUAAUUGACCACAUGAAAGAAAGUAAAAGUCAAGGUGAGGAUUUGGGAAGAAACUCCAUAGCAAGUAGUCGUGGUGUGAGUUACAGAGAAAGGAAAUACAGAAGACAGUCCAUGGCUUGUUCUGAUGGGCAAAGUUUACAUUUGGAAAAAAUUGAGAAUCCCAAACCUUCCUACAGUGUGAGCAGCUCUGUAGAAAUUAGUUUAGAAAAUUCCCAACUGUAUAAAGAUUUAUCUGACUCCAUUGAGCAAACCUUUCAGAGAACAAAGAGUGAAACCAAAGUAAGACGCAGCACAAGGCUACAAAAAGGUUUGGAAAGUGAAGGGCUUGUGUGGAUUUCCCUUCCAUUGCCUCCCGCUUCCAGCAUUUCCCAAAGAACCAAGAGGAGAACAAUAGGUACAUUUGACAGCAGAAGAUUUGAGAACGGGUCCUCCAGGCAAAAACCUUGUGUGCUGCCCUCCACACCAGGUAAAGAAAACAGUGAGGGCUUUGCUGCUGCUGCUGCCAGUUUACCUGGGAGGAGCCGGAAGAGCUUUUGUACAUCUACACUUGCAGAUCCUAAAAACACCACCCAGUCGAGAGGCUACAAAAGAACCACCUUUCUCAACCAGAAGGAAGCUCUCCAAGUGACUUCGAGAGAAUCGGACAUAUCAGAGAACUAA
This is a messenger RNA of Lipotes vexillifer (Yangtze River dolphin), 3042 nucleotides long. It is a transcript of the gene CDCA2, whose product is annotated as cell division cycle associated 2. Lineage: Eukaryota; Metazoa; Chordata; Mammalia; Artiodactyla; Lipotidae. The transcript has 14 exons. The coding region runs from base 1 to 3042 and encodes 1013 amino acids. The record is from RefSeq and is a predicted model, not a curated record. Gene Ontology annotation, biological process: regulation of chromosome segregation; regulation of mitotic nuclear division. Gene Ontology annotation, cellular component: nucleus; chromosome.